GGUGGGAUUGUCACACAUGGCGCUUCGUAGUCAUUUGGUGUUGACUUGAGUACUUGCUUGAAUUCUUUCGUUUUGCUGGCACCUGUCUUUAGCUUUCAGACUGCGGUAAAAGCAGCUGUUGAAAACGGAUCGCCCGAGCAGUACUCUCUCACCAGCAGUCCAUUUUCUUUUUAUGUAAAUGUCGAAUCGGGUGCUGAAGAAGCUCCAAGGCGUCAAUGAAAUUGGGAAACUUGAUGCUCAAUCGGAAACAGAAGAUGAGGCACCCAAUGUGGCCGCCAACGAUGCUCGAAAGAGCAAGCAAGCGGCUGCAAACCGUUUUGAGCUGCUCACUGGGCUGUCAGCCGAACAGUCUCUCUCAGACACGGCCAAAGAGGAUGAUGACCGAGAGAAUGAGCCACCACCUGCUCGGGCUGCUGCAGCAGGGUCUCUCCAGGAGAGCAUGCUGCUUGCAGAUGAGGUACCGAGGAGCAAACUGGAGAAACAGGAUUCCACCCAGAGCACUGACAGCCUUAAACGCCGCAAAAAGAAAAAGAAAAAGAAGAAGCAGCUAAACAGUCAGCACAGUCAUGAGGACAAGCUGCACCACAAUGAAGACGAAGUAGCAGCCAGCGUGCGGGAGGUAAACCGAAUGCUGGGGGAGCCCGAGAAUCUGCCUCACGUUGCCGCCGUUACUACCACUGUCUCUGGGCCUUCUCGGGCAGAAAAGAGCCUACUUUCUGUAGAUCAGCGCAACCUCAAUCCUGAGAAUGAGAUGCGGAGAAUCUUUGGAUCUAGAGUUGUCCAGUCUGAGCAAGCGAAACGACGCGGAAGAGGACGUGUCUAUGGUCGAACAGCUGUUUUGGUACCUGGCAGGAACUGGCACCACAUUGGAAAGCCUGGAAUAACCAUGGAGCUUCUAGAGACACGAGGUGACGUACACUUCUUCACCUUUGAGCACUCAAAAUCCUACCAGGCAAUCCAGUUUCAAUUCUUGGAUGCUGUUGAAACAUUCAACCCGGACAACAUAGUGGCAUUACUAAACCAACAUCCAUAUCAUGUAGAUUCACUGAUUCAGUUCAGUGAUGUUUGUAAGAUGAGUGAGGAUCUACAAAUGGCUGCUGAGCUUAUAGAGCGAGCACUCUAUUGCUUGGAGUCGUGCUUCCACACACUCUUCAAUGUCACACAAGGGAACUGCCGUCUUGACUAUCGCCGUAGUGAGAACAGAUCAUUUUUUCUGGCUCUCUUCAAGCAUUUAAACUUUGUGGGGCAGCGUGGCUGCUCACGGACUGCACUUGAAUUCUGCAAGCUGCUGUUGGGGCUUGACCCAGACAAUGACCCGUUAUGUGUGACACUGCUCCUGGACUACUAUGCUAUCCGUGCGGAGCAGUACCAGUACCUGGUGCGACUGUACCGGGAGUGGGAUGCUGAACGGAAUCUCUGCCAACUGCCGAAUUUUGCCUUCUCUGUGCCCCUUGCCCUCUUCCACAUGGCACAGGCUGGUGCCAGUGAAGACAGUGUGUCAUCUGCUGAGCUAGAAGCAGACAAAAUGCUGCAAGAAUCGCUGAUCAUGUUCCCUGGUGUACUAAUGCCACUGUUGGACAAGUGUGGUGUGCAGCCAGACAGUGAAGUGGCCAAGCACACAUUCUUUUCUGCCACAGCCCAGGCACAACAACCUGCUGCUCUCAACCAGCUGCAGUCUCUCUUCGUUGGGCGCAACUAUGUUCUCUGGAAAGAACCAGAGGUGCUGGCCUGGCUGGAACGGAAUGUUCGUGCUGUCCUUAAGCGUGUGGAUCAAGGGGACCCCUUGGUGGCUUCUUCAGCAGAGAAGCGAGCAAAACGCUACCAGGGCGCACCACGCAACCUUUGCCGUCACAUAAUUCUUUCAAACAUCCAGGAAGCCAGUGUGACGCUACCUCAGGAACUAUCAAACUCUCCCAUCUUUGGCUUUGACCCCUUGCCACCGGUUGAUGCUGUUGUGAGCUACACACGCCCACCAAGGGCACAGCCAAUGGGAGAUGAGAGCAUGAUGGGGGCCUUCUUUCGAUCACUUUUGCCAAGCUUUAAUUUGCCACAAGAGGUGGUGGGCAUUGACGUACGGAAUCCCAUGGUGCUGGUGGAGCCUGAGCCAGCUGAGCGCGGUGCAGCAGGUGCUGCGGGGGCAGACGGGGCCAAUGGCGAUGCGGGUGACCUGCGUCGAAGUGUCACGUCGCUGCUGGAGGCCAUGCGUGACCUCCUCAGCAACAUCCACCUGCCCUCGGAUGUGCCAAAUGAUGGUGACGUGGACAGCGAUGACGAGCAUGAGGACUAAUGAACAGUAGUGGUCAUACUACCCCAGCAAUUCUUGUCUCUGCACCCCCGCCCCCUUUUUUUUCUUUUCGCUUUUGUCAUGGCUGCGUAAUGCUGGCUGGUAAUGUUUUGCCAGAAGACUUAUUUUUAAAUUUGACUGGCUGAUAGGAUGGCAGGUAGCAAAAACUGUCUACGAGAAAACAUAUUGUGCCGAGCAAACUUCUUGCUAACUUUUAUGACGGGUGUCAGUUUUCACACUCUGUACCAUUGCCCAGGCUGUUUAGUUGGUACUUUACCGGUUAGAUGCAAUGCUGAAUUUUCGCCGCCAUUUUUUCAGCAGUUGCCUUUACAGGUGCUGUACGUUUAAAUUGUGGGACUUAUUUGUAUGGUACUUUAUUGGCAAGACUUUAUGACACACAAAUCUGUCUUUUACCUUCGAUUGUAAAAUUUGAUUAAGGCUGUCAGAUAUGGGUGGCUAUUCCCAUAUUGUUUACGUAGGUUAUGUGACACUACAGCAGUGUCACUGAAGUUUAUUUGAAAGCCAUUGCUAAGAUAUUAUUUUUUGUGCGUUAACAACAUUACUUUGAACAGGAUGUGCAUAUGUUCUCUAUUCACUUCAGUGACAAACUUUUAGUCUGCUUUCUCUCAUUCUACACCCGACCUUUCUUUUUUUUUUUCUUAUCUGAAGGAUAAUUAAUCACAUAUAUCUUUUACUAGGUUAUUUGUUUUCUUAAAAUUUUGUUUUUUAAGUGGUUGUAAGUACUUGGACCAACUUUAUUUAUUACAGCUAUGUGGAGCUGGUGUUUAGGAGGAGGAGGAAAAGAAAGGAAAGGUGUUUAGGAGAGUUUAUAUGUUUAUGAGGCGAUGGCCUACAAGUAAGUCGUGGCUUUGAUUUGAAUGUUACACCAAUUGGAAGAGAACAGGUGAUGCCUCUGAGCACGAAGCUUUGUUGUGAAUGUCACCACUUUGAAGAAAACAGAGCGAGUUACCUAUCUAGGCGAACGCUUCAAGUGAAACUUCUUUUGUGCUGUUACCGAACCUUGUGCUGUCCUCAGCUUAGAACACUCUUCACUUCUGUCAAGGCACUUACUUUCACAGUAGCUUUUACAGGAAGCACUUCCGAGUUGUUAUAAACGGCCUUAUAUUUUGUAUUCUGUCGAAGCAUAUUCUUCGUAUUGUGUUGAGAGUGCAUUGUCAGCACGUCGGAUAUUUAUGUACAUGGCUGUGUGCAAAUGUAGUAGCUGUUUCGCAGGCAUUUUUGCAUGUUGUGAUUUUGUUGCGGUUCUUAGCUCAAUUGUAACCAGCCCCUCAUAACAUUUGUGCACUUUAGCCAAAUGUUUUAGGCCUGUCUCGACGUAAUUGUAAUGAAAUAUGUUCAUGUUUUAAAUAUAAUGUGUAUGUGUAUGUUGACUGUUAUAGUUAGUCUUGCUCACUGGUAAGUGCAGACAACAGUCUCUUGGCGCCCUUGAUACCAUUCACUUUUUGAGCCUGUCUUGAGCGUUGAGCAUUUAGUGUGAACACAUGCAGGUAGCAGUGUGCACGUCAGAUCUUCUCUAUUAUGAUUUGAAUUGCUUGGCGUUUGUACCUUUUAGGCAAUUUACAUCAGCUCAAUUCCAUUAUUUGUCGAUCGCUUCCUUUGAUGGUCUUGGCCAAUAUUUUGGUAUGUAGAGUAUAUAAAAAAAUAUGCAGAAUAUCCAGAAGCCAGAGGGAUCUUGAUAGUUUUCACAUAUCUUAGUUUCUGCCUGUAACAUAAGGUACUUGCUUCGAGCAGUAGUGAACAGCAAGUCCAUUUUCAGUUCACAUUGGAACAUAGGCACAAAGAACUUGCCUCUUGACCUGCUUUGAACAAGGGCUGUAAACCACCAUACUUCAGCAAGUGUCCUUCAUUUGCCUUGUGAAAAAAAAAGGUGAAAAAUGCUAUUGCAAUAACAACAUAGUGUGUGAAAAUGUCAGAACACUUUUCUUAACCUUACAGUCUCGUUUAUUCACUCUUACAGAGCUUUUUGAGCAAUAUGCAAGAUUAAUCUCAAUUACUUUAUAGCAACAUUAGUGCUGUAAAAGUUGUUUUCCUGCUACAUUAUUGAGCAGAUGUGAAUGAACUGGCAACUACAGUUAAAAACUGCACAAAGCCAUAGGAGAUAAUGAUACCAUUGCGUUUUUGGCACUGUGGUAGGAAAAUUUAGUUGUUAGCAUUGCAUCUUUGGCCUAAACAGCAAUGCACCUUUUUGGAAUAUGAGUGCGUUUGCACUGUUAUUUUGUCAUGGUAGCUUUAGUUGGCAUGAUGAAUGUGGUAUGAUGCUCUUUGCCCAUGUACUUGCACAGUCAAACUGGCAUGGCCCAAACGUACUUAGUCUGUUUUGGCAUAGUAAACUAGGAAUCAGCAGCAGGAGCAACGUCCAUGAAUAGGGAUCUGAAGUGCAACUUCCUUCAUUUCAUGCAGCUCUGUGUUGCACCUUUGACAGAAUUUCAUAUGUGCCCACUAAGCUACAGUUGUGAGAGAUAGUACAAGAGCAGGUUGUGCCUUAGAAACACUGUUUUUCUUCACCACAGCUGUCACACUGCUGUUGGUAAAGUGGUCUUACACCAGCACAGGCCAGAAUAUUAAUCUCUGCAGAAACAAACACAUGCAAAUUGUGUUUGAUAUAACAUGCUCUUUUGCACAUUCUGCCAUCAGAAAAUAAUGCCAAGACAUCUAUUAUGCAUAGGAUGGAUGUUGGGUUUUCAUAUUUGGCUAUAUCAAGCACAAGUGCUCAUAUUUUGCCAAUUAAGGCUGCUGCCAUUGUAUUUCUACAGGCAGCUACGUUUAGACGAACAAGCUUUAAGAUAUUGCGUAUGCAUGUUGUACUUUCAGGAAGCCAUGUAAUACCAUGUUUAUGUGCUUCCAUGAUACAAGUCAGCAUGACUGGAAGAUAAGCUAGUCUCUUAUGAAUACAAGAGAUACUGCAUAACCAAAAUGUAUCAGUGGCAACAUGCAAUUCCAAUCAUUUCAGAUAUGUAACUGUAUCGAUAAUUGAAAAGAUUGCCUCUUUCAUGUUUUUUCUUGUUCGACAAAAUUGCUUAAUUGCAUCCUCUUCACUCCCGCCAUUCCCCAUUUCUACAUCAGUCAGCAACCUGUUAUGCUGUUAUAUUGUCUGUCAAAUUUAAACUUCAGUUAAGCCGAAAUGACUGAAAUGACUUAGAAGUGGUGGUCAUGAUUUCAAAGUUGAUUCAACAAUGGGGAGAAAAUUGCACCAUUGCAGAAAUGUCGCUCAUCUGUGGUUUCUAGUGCUUUCUUUAUCAUCGUAACCCAUGCCUUCCCACCCACUCUGGGUGUGGAAGACUAGUGCCGCUUUUCUACAGGGUUUUCUCUGCUUAUCUUGUUGCUCUGAGCUGCAUUAUGAUACAGUUACAUGCACCUGCUCGUUCUAGAUAUAUUUUUCUGUUAUGCUGUGCAGUCCACAUUAUGCAGGAAAUGAUUUCCAUGUAUUGCAAUCUCUUAGUAUGCACACUGCUGUAGCUCUUUGCAACCCAUUUUUGUAAUGUGCCUAUCCACAAUUGUUGAUGAGCUUUAGCAUGAUUAACAUAUGCAGCAUCUGUGCCGUUGGCAUGCUGUUGGGUCUCGCGGAGAAUUCAAGUUUCAGCAGGAAAACAGCCUAGAACUAGUUAGUGCAUUGCGUGUGUUACUUUUGGUGCUCUGCAAAUUGACUGUUUUCUUGCAUCUAGUAAAAUUUUGGCACCAACAGUACAUGUUAACUGUGCUCACAAAAGUUGCAGUCACAAGAAGCAUCGAAGUUCUCUCAACACCCACACCUGUGAUCAUGCGCAACAGUGCACUUAUCAGUGAUGCAUACGAGCUUUAUAAUUGUCAAUAAAAAAUGGGCUGUGAGUCAUCAGGUUUAGGUUUUGGUACUCAAGAAAGGCUUAGGUAGGCAUUUAAGGGUGUCACCACCUUUCAUGAGAGCACUUGUUCAUGAUCUUAAAAUUAUUAUUCCAUGGCUGUUUUCUGAAAAAUAGUUUCAAAGGCCCAAAUGUUCUAGGCAACAAACAAGUUGAAAAAUGAAUUUUUCUAUUCAUGGAAAAUUACUCAAUAUGCAUCAUCGCUUUGGGGAUAAUGCAACCAAGUGCGUGUCACCUUGUGCCCACCAGGGAAACGUGCCGGCCACGCACUAAAUGCUGCUGGUGCGCCAGGCCCAACGGCAUGCCGCUUAUCAUCUCUUUCCAACAGUAUCGAGCGACUCCAACAACAGUCAAGUAAUAUCAAGAAGUCCAAAAAAAGUUCAAUUUUCAUUUGAUAAGCAGCCCGUGUCUAAAGCCGAUAACUCAUCCACUACGCCAAAGAAUUUGUCUCAGCUAUGUGGCCAAUCUGAAUCCCGUUUAUUUUAUGUUGUGGACAAAGUUUCAAAAACCCGCUUCCUGGUGGACACAGGUGCUGAGGUCAGUGCGGUUCCGGCGACGCGUGCAGAUCGGCAAGGCCAACCAACAUACAACCUGCAACCCAUGAACGCCACACGAAUUGCAACGUUCGGCCAUUGCUCCCUAACGAUGGACUUCGGGCUGCGCCGAACCUUUCGUUGGGUAUUCUUGGUGGCAGACGUGAAGCACGCGAUCAUCGGAGCUGACUUUCUUCGCCACUUCGGUCUUCUUGUGGACAUGAAGUACUGCUGUCUACGAGAUGCUACAACACACUUAAGCAAGCAUUCACGGCAUCACGGCAUGCAUGGAAAUGAUGGCAUCAACGAUGCUUUGACCAUAGGUACCAAAUUCCAACCCCUACUUCACAAACUUGUUGACGAACUUUCCUUUCAUCACGUCUCCUGUGUAUACAACAUGCCCGGUCAAGCACAGCGUGACGCAUCACAUUAUGGCAACAGGACCACCAGUGCAUACCCGUCCUCGCCGCUUGCCACCUGAGAAGCUGAGCAUUGCUCGACGUGAAUUUCAGCAUAUGCUCGAACUGGGUAUUGUGCGCCCAUCCUCUAGCCCUUGGUCAUCACCACUCCAUUUAGUCCCAAAAUCUACUCCAGGUGACUGGCGUCCAUGUGGCGACUACCGUUCCCUCAACAAAAUGAUGCAACCGGACCACUAUCCAAUUCCCCAUUUGCAUGACUUUGUUGGAACACUGCAUGGCGCCACUGUUUUCUUUAAAAUUGACCUCAUAAAAGCAUACCAUCAGAUCCCAGUGGAAGAGGCCAACAUCCCAAAAACAGCAGUCACAACACCCUUUGGCUUAUUCGAAUACACCAGAAUGCCAUUUCGACUGCGUAAUGCAUCGCAGACUUUCCAGCGGUUCAUCAACGAGGUGACCAGAGGCUUGGAUUUCUGCUAUGCAUACAUCGACGACAUCCUGGUUGCCAGCGCUUUGCCUGAAGAACAUGCUACCCAUCUGUGGCAACUACUUUCGCAUCUGGACAAAUAUGGAAUCAUCAUCAACCCAGAUAAGUGCCUCUUCGGAGUACCAAAGAUCGACUUUUUGGGACAUCGCCUCACAUGUGACGGCAUAAAACCCCUGAAUGACAAGGUUUGAGCUAUUGAAAAUUUUCCCAUGUCUGAAAACAAGCAAAAGCUUCGGCAAUUCCUCGGCCUAGUUAACUUUCAUCGACGCUUCAUACCAGCUUGUGCGCGCACACUGAAGCCAUUAAAUGAUCUCCUCUCAACCCCUGGACCAGGCACUGUGUCACUGGAGUGGACGGACGAUGCUCGUGCCGCCUUCGACAUAAUCAAAUGUGACCUCGCGACGGCAGCUCUCCUAACUCACCCGCAGCCAGACGCACCAACUCGCUUCAUGGUAGACGCCUCUAGCAACGGUGUGGGUGCUAUACUGCAGCAAUGCAUCGGUGACGAAUGGAAGCCUCUCGCAUUCUUUUCAAAAACACUGUCCCCUGCACAAACCCGUACAGCACAUACAGAUGCGAGUUACUCGCUAUUUAUUUGGCAGUGAAAUAUUUCCGCCACUUCCUGGAAGGCAGGUCAUUCUAUAUUCUCACUGACCACAAGCCACUGACUCACGCCUUCACCACUCGAUCAGAUGGACUGUCACUGAGAGAAAUUCGAUAACUAGCAUUUUUAUCGGAAUUCUGUACUGAUAUUCGCCAUGUCGCUGGCUCUGCGAACGCCGCAGCUGAUGCACUCUCGCGUUCCCACAUAAGCAGUGUCACUUUGCUUUCAACUUCUGUCGAUUUUGACAAAAGGCUUUAGCACAAAGGGAAGACAAAGAGUUCCGACAGCUGAGAAAUUCUUCAUCCAAUCUGGUAUUUCAAGAUGUGCCAUUGCAAGCCUGCACAGAACUACUCGCAUGUGACAUGUCCACUGGCACACCACGCCCAUUUGUACCAAAAUCAUUUCGCCGCUGCGUCUUUGACUCUCUGCACUCAUUGUCGCACCCGGGAAUCCGCGCAACGGAAGCACUUGUCACCACGCGAUACCUAUGGCCGGGAAUGAACAAAGGCGUUCGAGAUUGGUCGCGUACGUGUACUUAGUGUCAACGAUCUAAAAUACAGCGCUACACUGUCACUCCACUGUCAACAUUUCUUCCUCCAGACACACGGUUCAGAGAAGUCCAUAUUGACAUUGUUGGUCCCUUGCCACCUUCCCAAGAUUGCUGCUACAUUCUUACAUGUGUCGACCGCUUCACUCGCUGGCCAGAAGCCAUUUUUAUGCGAGAUAUGUCCGCUGAGACUGUCGCAAAGGCAUUCCUGCAGACAUGGAUUGCACGCUUCGGAGCACCAUCCAUCAUCACAACUGAUCGUGGACGCCAAUUUGAGUCUUCCCUCUUCAAGGAACUUCUCGCUAUCCUUGGCACACAUCGUAUCCGCACAACAGCUUAUCAUCCAGCAGCUAACGGAUUGGUGGAAUGAAUGCACAGACAGCUUAAAUCUUCCAUAACUGCGUACGGCGAACCCUCCCAUUGGACCGAAGUACUCCCACUUGUGCUCCUUGGCAUGCGCACAACACUCAAAAGUGACUUGUGCACCAGUGCUGAGUUGCUCUACGGAACAACCCUUCGCCUCCCUGGUCAGUUUGUGGAAGCAAACAAAAAUGAUGUCUUGCCCGAUUCUCUCCAGUAUGUGUCACGCUUGCGAGCAAUGAUGGACAGCCUCCGUCCCACACCGACUCGCGCAAAGCAGGCUACUCAUGUGUACAUGUCUAAAGACUUGGAUAACUGCACCCACGUUUUCCUGCACCGUGACGCGGUGAGAAAACCACUCCAGCCACCAUACGACGGCCCAUUCAGAGUACUUCGUCGCAGCCCGAAAACUUUCACCAUUGAAAUUUGUGGACGAUCCAAAGUCAUCUCCGUGGACCGACUAAAAUCAGCGCACAUGGAGCAACUGCUGAACGACACCGCCACUGAGCCACAUUCGAGAAUCAGCCAUCCCUGCACCACACGUUCUGGAAGAACUGUACGUCAGCCUAUGCGAUUUGGGACAUAAUUGACUUACUUCUUCUGCCACCGAAAUACUUGCGUAAUAUGCGGGCCUCUUCCUAUACGAGGAGGAGGAGUGGUGUAGGAACAGUUUCGGUUUCGGUUUCACCGCCAACGUCUGGCGACCACAAGCAACCCUGGUUUGCCGCCGGAGGGUGCGGUCAAUAUAAACAUCGUCUAAAGUUGCACCCGGGGUCACGGGAGAACACCAGACGCUUCCGAGGGACGAGACGCGCUCGUGGGGCCUCGUACAACUCAGUCAUGUAUACUUAAUAAUAAACAGUUAAUCAGUUUAAUGUAGCUGAGUUGCUCUACGGAACAACCCUUCGCCUCCCUGGUCAGUUUGUGGAAGCAAACAAAAAUGAUGUCUUGCCUGAUUCUCUCCAGUAUGUGUCACGCUUGCGAGCAAUGAUGGACAGCCUCCGUCCCACACCGACUCGCGCAAAGCAGGCAUUCCUCUACGAGCUUUUAACUGGAGCACAGAUGGUUGUGAUUUGGUGACACUGUAGUAAAAAGUAAAAGAAAGCUGUGAUGUGCAUGCUUAUAGUUUGUCUAUUUGCCAUCUAUAAUUGGUGUGAGCUGCAUCAUAACUAAGAAGCUAAAAAAUUAGUUUUUAACUGAAGCAUCUUGACAUUAGAAGUGUAAUUAUCCUUCUUUAUCGCAGUUCAUUGCACUGCCUAACAUAUAAGUAAAGUACUAUAUUUUUGGUUUUUGCUUACGUCUUAAAACUGUGUGUUUUCAAGUGAAUAUAUUGAUGCAAGUAAUAUUCAUAGUUUUUCAGUGGUAAUUUUUUUUUUAUUGAGCUUAGUGAUUUUCUUCUGGUUCACUAAUUUUUCUCAUGCUACAACUUUCUCUUCAAGAGCAUAGCUGUAUUCAAUACACUGAAUAGCAAAAUUUCAUGAAGCAGUCUAAUGUGUACAAUGCUGUAUGGCAAUGUUACUGGCAUAAAUUAAUGGUGAGGCACUUAUUAUAUGAACAUAAAUAUAAUUGUACUUUGUUUGUAACAGUGCAGGUACAGUGCUUCACCGAACAAUUCAGAAAAAGAAGGAAAGAAAAGAGACAAAAACAGCAGGAGUCCACGCACGUAUUGGUAAACUUGUCCAGAUUAUCCGCCACUGUGACUAGUGUGAUGACUUAUAGGAGACCUGGGCGUGGCAUUCGCAUCCCCUGUUUUUGUUGCAGUGGCAUGCAGAACAGAUGUAAAUAAUAAAGAAACCAAGAAAAAAAAAUCCUGAUACUCAAGCAAAGUGGCAGGCUGACACAUGAUCUUGACUUUGGCAGGCUGUUUGCAACAGUGCGCAUGUUGGUUCGCAGCUGCAACCCCCUUGACCGCUGUCUUAGCUGUGCUAAAUCUGGUUUCACUGGCCCUCUUACAGUUAACGUUGAAUUCCAGAAAAGAAUUGCACCAUACCUUUCUUUCCUUUCACUUUUUUUUUUGCUUAAACUGAAAACAUUCAGACCCGUGUGUGAAGAGGGAGCACGUGAAGUUUCACGAAAAAAGUUUUCUUUAUCAUGAAGUUAUGAAUAAUCAAGUUACGCAGAAUUGCUGCAUAUUCUGCUAGUUGGAAAAUUGUAGACAACUUUUUAACGAAGCACCAUGAACACACAAUUCUAUUUGCAACACCUUCUUUAUAUGAGGUGUUUAAAAUACCCAAAAUGUAAAAUUUAUACUUCUAAAUGAAAUAUGCAUUUCCAAAGGUGGUGACAUACCUUGAGCAUACCUUUCUUUGAGCUAUGCUCCUUGAAACAAGGCUUAGUACUGCAGCUUUUGUUAUAAGACUGAGUAAAUGGUGGGGUUAACAGUUUUACUAAGUAAAUAAAUAAAUAAAAUGUAACAUGACAUGACAUUUGCAAGCUAGCCAUAUGUUCUAUUCCAUGGCCAUGCUAGUUGCAUGAGAACCAACAUACAUAGCUUUUCUUUUUUUUUUUUUACUCAUGUACACAUUGUUUGUUCAUGAAAAAUCUUCAGAGAGUUUAACUUUAAACAAGCAUUUUUUAAUGGGAUAACAACAUGUAAUAACAUUUCUGUCACUAGGCAAGCACAAAUGCUGCUGAGUCUUGUGGCUAUGCUGUCUAUUUUGUAUCAUUGUUAUAUUUUUUCCCCCUGGGUGGCACAACCCCAAGCAUUAUUUUAUUUGAAUGUGCGUGUUUACCAUAUGUGUAUAUAACAGACUUGUGCAUCGUGUUUGCCUGUCCUUUUGAGGACGAAUUUUUAAAUGUGCUUUUGCACAAAGAGUGCGUUUGAAGCUCUGUGUGGCGUCUAGUCUCUACUACAUGUGCAGUCAUAUUUUAACUGCUCACAGCUGCAUCAUUGUCAGCUGCAUUUAUGAACACAUGCAGUGGGUACAAGAGGAUAGAAAGUUUUCACUGUUGUAUUGCGAGUCAACUUAAUAUUGCAGUAUGUCAUGAAUUAUACCAUGUGCGUUUGGCUUGAAUAAGAGUGCAAGUGUAUAUCAUUCCAGCAUAAAGAAAGCCUUCCUUAUGUUGGGUAGUACUUGAUGAAGUUUUGUUUAUCAUUUCUGCAAAAAUAAGUCACAGCUUGGAAACCAUUGCAUGAAAAAAUAUUCAGUUGAGCAGAAAACUGUUAAGGGCCCCUCACCAACCCCCUUUGCAAAUUCUUCUAUAUGGAAGCUAUAAGGCACCAUCUGGGGAAUGUUUUGCCAACAGAAUUUGUCAAGGUGGUUCCUUAUCUGAAAAGCUAGAAGAAAUUGAACUGCCCUGUUACCAUGCUUCCGGGAGGGAAAGCGUCACUCUAAGCAGAGAUGCUCUCUCCCUUUGCCUUGAGUACCAUUGGCAAUCAGGAUUCCUUUCCUGCCUUUUCCUACACUGGAUCUGAGGGACAGGUCACGUACAUGUGACAAGCCUCUGCUCUGACUCUGUUCUGUUUUCGCUACGUGCCACAUUUGCAGUGGGUGGCCAUGCACAUUCCGCAUUGGCUGAUUGACUGAAGUCGCAUGCCAUGGUCGGUGAUGAUGUAUCUUGUGUAAAACAAUUUGUGUGUGACCUUGACCCCUUUUUAAAGUAUGGCCCCCUCAAAAGGAAUUGCAUGUGGCCUUCUGUUUCAAAGAUUUCAAACAUUUUUCAUGCCACACUGCCAUUUCACACUUAACAAUGAUGUAUGUGCCAUGCUUCUUUGUUUGCAAUACUCACACGUGGUGAGGGGCCUUUUAAUGGGGCUUAGUUGGUAAUGAAAGCAUGGUUAGCCAUUGACUGUUCUGUUGUGUUUGGUUUUCUCGCUUGCGAUAGUCGUGUUGUGGUAGCUAGCAUUAAGUAGACUGCCCAUGAGACUCAAAAAGAGCUAAAAAAUGUUUAAUAUACAUCCCUAAAGAAUGAAACAACUGUGCUAACAUCACGUUGUUAGUGGUCUAAAAAACUUCUUGAAGGAAGUUUCAGAACUUUUUUAAUACCUUUAUCUCUAUUUGAAAUCGCCAUAAUACUGGUAAUCACAGCUAAUUUAUAUUGUGAUUAAUUAAGAAAUAGCCAUUUAUGUGAUCAUGAAAAAUUUCAUGGUCUACCCAAAGUGGGAUUCAAACUCUAAUCCUCUGUUUUAUGGGCUGGAUGCUGUGACCACUAGACCACCACCGCUUGGCUGAAACGUGCAUGUAAUGGCCGCAUGUUGUGCAUCUCAUUGCAAGUGCAGCAUGCAAUAUAGAUGUGUCACUUUUCGUGUGCUAUGCAGGGCAAUCGUACGGUUUCAUGUGCUUGUAGAACAUAUGCAACUGGAAAAAGGCAGCUGCCUGAUUUUUCUUAAUUUUAAAAUGAAUAAACAUCGGACAUGUUACAGAAUGUGCAGUGCAAAUGAGGUACACAAGACAGCACAGAAGGCAGACUUGUUUUGCACGCAACGUUUGCACUACACAUUGUGCAAUGCAAUACCAGUUAGUCCAUCAAUCUCUUUUUCAGAGGCACGCAUGUGUUACAAGUAAUGACAGAAGCUGAGGAAGCUCGAUGCAAUUCUUCAUGCAUACGUGAAGAAUGGCAUCGAGCUUCCUUAUGUGCAUGAACACAUAUACCACAGGACACCUGCAUUGCCUUUGCACAUCAUAAUGUGUAAUUGUUUGUUUUGCACCUUCAAAGUGACCACAUAUUCGCGUACUAUUUGUGAAUUAUAUUUCGGUAAACAUGAAUAAAUGCACUGGCUUCAGUCUGUAUGGAGAAUAAAGACAACACGGCUUUUAAGAAAAAAUUUUACCCUUCAAAACCGCUUCAGUAAAGUGUGAAACCUAAAUAUACAAUUUACAAGGAAGUAUUUGUGGUUAAAAACAAUUGACGAAGAGAGUUGGGCAAGUUAAUGUUGAUGCAUUUCUUGUGACACAGUUACUAUUGGAAGAAAUCUAACGAAAAAAAAAAAAAAAAAAACAGGGCAGAGCGCUAGACUUGAACAAAUGUGCAACAAAGGCGCAGUCGUUCAUGCAUCUGUUUUCGCGUUUAUUUGAGAAUACACUGGUUUCUUUGGAUGCUUUCUGAAUAAAAUUUGUCAGCUGAAGUCUAGCACUGUCUUGUGUCAACUUUUUUUUCUGUUUGAUUUUUUGCACCAGUAACUACGUCAUAAGGUUAAAAAGAAUAUCUACAUAUACUUGUGAAGUAGACGUCUUGACAGGAUUUGCAAAAACCCUUUGCCACAAAUGGUUAUUCGACAUUUCACAAUAUAUCAAGAUGUCUAUGCACCACUGCAUACUAUUUAAAAAGUUUUCUAGAAGUUGUGUGUUGCGCGGGUGGUUGACUUUAGUCCGUUAAAGUCAGUCUAGUUAUAGAAGCAUUGGUCAAAUUACGUUUCUGAAUAUUUUACACCAGCGAAAAUUUUACUGAUAACUUUAAAUUUAAAUGAACAAGUUCUGCAGUGUCUUUGAGUAUCUUGCAGCAGUGGUUGUUUUUUGCUACCUAUGAGGUUUGAACAGUGUGGGCCAAGAAAUUCGGAUACCCAUGCUCCUAUAGUUGGGCAGGCAAUCACUGCAUAACUAGCUGCUAUGCUGGCUUACUCCAAUAAUUAAAACACUUCGUUGGUGUAUUUGGAAAGAAAAAAUUUCAUCAAUAAAAUUCCUCAGCAGCUUCAUUUUGCUUUGAUGCACUAUGUGCAGUUCGUCCUUAAUGUUUGGCUACUAUUAUAUAAAGGGUAUACCAGAAUACCUUGCCUCGAUAUUGUGCUGGAUGAUCUGUUUUACAGUGCUUACACGGUACACUUGUAAGUAAAGUUCAUGUCCGGUCCACACCCUCAUCUUUGGAUAAUUCCGUGGAAUGCUUGUCAUGAUGCACAUAUUCUUGCAACCUUUACAACCACAAAGCAAGCAUUUUCCAUUUGUACAUAACUGUAUAUGUUAGAUGUUCAUGGUAUCACCAUCUUUCAUGCUGUGCUUUUUUUAAGUAAUAUUUUCACUUUGUCUUGGGUGGGGAAUGUUUAUUACCAUUUUGUGAAUGUUGUACACUUGCUGAACAGUCACUCAGAUUUAUACCACCUGGUUUUUGUUGACAUCGGUGGCACUUGCAAUACUAAUUGUAAUUAUCUGCAUGGAUUUCUCGUGUGCUGUUGGUUUGUUAAAAAGCAAGAAAUAAAAGGAUAAAAAUUCAUGCCUCA
This is a messenger RNA of Rhipicephalus sanguineus (brown dog tick), 15239 nucleotides long. RefSeq names its product transcription factor 25 (gene Nulp1). Gene Ontology annotation, cellular component: RQC complex. The coding region runs from base 179 to 2287 and encodes 702 amino acids. The record is from RefSeq and is a predicted model, not a curated record. The transcript is spliced from 14 exons. NCBI's taxonomy places the organism in Eukaryota, Metazoa, Arthropoda, Arachnida, Ixodida, Ixodidae.